GCCUCAUCCGCGCCGGCGGCUGGUCCAUGCGGGUUCAACGUCGUCGUGCGGGACGACGACGACGACGACGACGGCGACGAGGGGCGACGACGCGACGCGGUCCGACAACGACGACUCAAAAGGAGCGUACGAUGACGUUCGUCCGGCAGAGUUACGCGAGUUAAUCGACAACCGAUCUCGAUCGCGAUCGAUACGGCCGACGCGCGCGUCUCGGCCGAACGACGAUGCUGCGACUGAAACAAGGCAUUCGCGGGCCCAGCGUCGCGAUGCUCGUCCUAGCGAAGACUCCACGUGAGCGUGGCUGUCAUCGGAGACGCGCGAAACCGGAGUAUCAUCUGUGAGCGCCUGGACCUUAUUAUCGUGGAUUUUACCGUCGUGGAUUUACGAUCGAUUGUGUAAGAAUUUAUUCGUGGCUGCGAAAUCUUUCGCACGGAAAGUUUUCACCAAGUUGAAAGGCUCGGCAAAAUCUUGCUAACAGCUGCUAACAGUCAUUAAUGAUUAAACCACCCAAGUGUUGAUCGUGGUGCAGUGAAUAUCGAGACAUAUUAAUGUGCACAUGUACGAAUUUUAAAUUACUCGCAUAACCAAGUAUUAAACGUGUAUUAUUUUCCAAAGAAAAAGUUAAGUGUGUAUGCUGUUUCGAGAAGAGGCAUUAUUCUCGAGAUUUGACAGAAAACUGAAUGUUCGCUGUAGAGAAUAGAGUGAAGACAUUGCAUUGUGCUGACGCAGCAAUAGACGGAUAAAUUGAUGAGUACAUAUCGUACUCACGAGAGUGAUUAUUGGAGUAAGGAUUAACAAGCAAGGAUUGGUAGUGCAGCGAGCGAUCGAGGUGUUAAAAAUGCUGUGUCGCUGGCUCACCGUCCUGGUACUCGUUGGUUUUCUGCUGGUUAUCGAAGCGAUCGCGGUUAGCCAAGGUACGUUCACUCGCGAUCAGAGAGUCUUGAGUGGAAGUCUUGUACAAGGGAAUCGCAACGUCAGCGGCGUACCGGCUUUCGAGACGAACGUGCCACGGAAUGUCACUACUGCGGUCGGUCAGACCGCUUUUCUUCACUGCAGAGUUCAUCAGUUAGGCGACAAGGAGGUGUCCUGGAUGCGCAAACGCGAUAUGCAUAUUCUGAGCGCAGGCAUCUUGAUGUACACGUCGGACUUGAGAUUCCAGGUGAUCCAUCCGGACAAGUCGGAGAACUGGACGCUGCAAAUCAAGUCGCCGCAGGAGCGUGAUUCCGGCGUGUACGAGUGCCAGGUCAGCACCGAGCCGAAAAUGUCACUCAACUACAGUCUCAACGUGAUCGAAGCGCGAGCCAGAAUAAGCGGUCCAUCAGAUAUCUACGUGAAAACCGGAAGCCUUUUGACAUUGACAUGUCUAAUGUCGCAAGGUCCUCACGAUCUGGGGACGGUAGCCUGGUUUCGGGGCAGUCAGGCGGUAGUGACGUCACCGCGAUCAGAAAAUGACAUCGAGGCGGAACCACGCAUAACCGUCGAGACGGAAUGGAGUGACGCUCUCACAUCGAGAUUGAGGAUCACGUAUUUGAAACCCGGUGAUUCCGGAAACUACAGUUGCGUUCCUACCGUGGCGGAGAGAGCGAGUGUCAACGUACACGUGAUCAAUGGUGAACAUCCGGCCGCGAUGCAGCACGGAAACACGGCAGCCGGCUCGCCCAACUCUAAGACGGUACUAGUGAUGCUCGCCUUCCUUCUGGGUCAGCUGAGAUAAUGUGCGCGUACACAAAGGUCUCGCUCGAGACAUUUAUAAAAUCGAUGGACACGCAUAGCGAGGUGAUUGCCCACACGUCCUUAACACGUUAAGUCUUUUGCACAGAUUGCUCUGGAUAAUUAUGUCAUUUAGAGCGCGGGACGAUAAGACUACAUAAUUUACAUUUAAUUGCGUAAUGUCACGUCGUAGUCGGGCAAUUAAAAUGGAGGUUUAAAUUACUGAGAGCGAAAAAUGAAACUUAUGGAAUCUGCGAACUGAUACCUUUCAAACUGCGAUUUUUAUCUUUUACGAUUAAUAGAUUUUCGAAAGAUGAUAUUUUAACAUUAUGCAACUUUUAUUCUCGAUAUAAUUUUUUAUGGCAUUUGUUAUUUUUGUUAAUCAUAUAAGUACAAAAUAGAAAUGUAUCGAUUAUAAAUUAGAAUUUUUCUCCGCUUAAGUUAUUCAUUUUAAAGCGAAAACUUUUUUGAAUUUGUCUCGUUAUUACUUUAAUUAUGUCGUAUUUUAAAUUGCUCGCAUUGUGCUCGCAUUUAUCUUGUCCUUUUUAAUCUCUCAUGAAAAUACUCAUCUCGUUUAUCUUGAACUUAAUUGUGAGGUUGGCCGCUAGAAUGAGAAAUAUGAAGAUAAUCUCUGAGAGGCAGCUAGUUCUUACGUAAUAAAGGGGAGACUCUGUGCCUAAGGGUUAAGGAGCGGAGUGUGGGGCAGCCGUAUACGGUCUCAAAACCACGGAUUCUGCGCGACGAACUUUUCAGUCGACUUUUCUCCGAUUAUCCGAAAACUCGGAAAGGAAACGAACUCGGAGCCGAAACUUUUCAUACAUUUGUCGUAGCGACAGCGGCAAUAUAUUUACAGUUGAAAACUGUACGUACGGAACAUUAAAUAGCUGCGUAAUGAUAACGAGCGAACCGAGACGUUUUCACUUUGUUUCAGUAAUUGGCGUACUGAAAGCGUUUUCAGUAAUUGGCGUUACUGAAUAAAUAAUAUUUUCAACAUCAAUUGCGUUCAAAAUUAAUAAUUAUCACGUUGUGUUUAAUGGCCGUUCGCCCAAAUAACAAGCAGAUUCUCUCGUUUACUUUUAUUAAUUGACGAUGCACCUGAUUUGCCAAACGCAUCGUUUUUUAAUUGUAUAUCGUAUUUCAGAUAUCCUUUUUUUUUAUUUUUAAUUGCUUUCCUUUACAACACAGUUCGUAAACACAUCAAUAAUCAAAUAAUAGGAUAAUACCAAUCGCGAUACAAUAUCGCGAUUCAAUUCCGAUUUGUUUACAGCAGUUAUAAUAAUUAUAAAGAAAAGCGAUCAAUUGGCGCGAUUAAGCAUGUAGUUAUUUUCGCGUGCUAAGCUUCUUUUGCAUUCUGUAUUCAUACAUAGAUGAUCAAAUAAUAAUAAAAUGUACCUAUUUGCAAAUACUUAAUUAGCCAGGCAUCUGUUUGGCUUAGCUCAAGAAAUUAGUUUAUGCUUCGCUAUUUAGCAUCGGUACGAUUCAGUGUUGAGAGAGAUAAUACACGGCAAGCGUUGAAAAAUGAUUCGUAUCAUCACAGAUAGAACAGCCGAAGGUUCUUAUCAUAUCCACGAGUGUCAAUAUUAUUCAAGAAUUUCAGCGACGUCGAGAUCAGGAUUCUUACAGUUUAUAAUUAGAGAUGAUCCCUGCGCUUCGCGCGCCAGAGACCGGAUUCAAGAUUACAUUGUCGUUGCUGAGAUUUUAGAAUAAUUGCGUGGUAAUGUCUAACAAUGACGCGAUGCAAACAUAAGAAUUAACGAUAAUGCUCAGCGCGAGUGUUGACACGAAGAGACAUAAUUGAGCGCGGGUGAAAGGGGAUAGAGCGAGCAGAUAAAACAGAAUUAUGUCUCGCGCUUUUUCCCGACCAUAGAGAGAAAAUUCGUGAGUGGAAGGAGUGUUAAGUGUAAAAUAAAUGUAUCACGAGUAAGUUUAACCGAAGGGCGAUGUAAUAAAAAAGGGGUAGACCGAUAGUCUCUCCACCCGCGGCAAAGUACUUUCUACUUACAGCAUAAGUGUUAAAUAAAACUUAAAAGAAACACACAGAGGACACAUACACAAACACACACACACACACACACACACACACACACACAUGCACACGCAUACACACACCUUACAGAUAAUAGUAGAGAAAUGUAUGUAAACCACACACACACAUACACGCGCGUGACUUUACGACUCGUAUGAUUUACACCCACGACUAGUCCGAAAAAAGAAAAAAAAAAAAAAAACUGUGUUCCCCACCCACUCGCAUCCUUCUCACGAUCUGAGUUUUCACACGAUUCUCUUGCGAGAAAACGCAUUCUUGUACAUAAUGUUUUACUCUUGUAAAUAAAUUAUCCACACAA
Cataglyphis hispanica is the source of this 4055-nucleotide messenger RNA. It is a transcript of the gene dpr1, whose product is annotated as zwei Ig domain protein zig-8. Gene Ontology annotation, biological process: synapse organization. Gene Ontology annotation, cellular component: neuron projection membrane. NCBI's taxonomy places the organism in Eukaryota, Metazoa, Arthropoda, Insecta, Hymenoptera, Formicidae. The transcript is spliced from 6 exons. The record is from RefSeq and is a predicted model, not a curated record. The coding region runs from base 839 to 1714 and encodes 291 amino acids.